This is a messenger RNA of Ornithodoros turicata, 2089 nucleotides long. RefSeq names its product calcium-independent phospholipase A2-gamma-like. The record is from RefSeq and is a predicted model, not a curated record. Gene Ontology annotation, cellular component: membrane. Gene Ontology annotation, biological process: arachidonate metabolic process. The transcript is spliced from 9 exons. Bases 184 to 1941 code for a protein of 585 amino acids. NCBI's taxonomy places the organism in Eukaryota, Metazoa, Arthropoda, Arachnida, Ixodida, Argasidae.
AUCAGGCGAUAGUCGCGUCAUGUGUGUUGACGUUUUGGUGCUGUUGCCGCUGUUGCUGUGCGCGGUGCUCCUACACCAUCGUUGCCUUCGUUCGUUCACCACCAACUGUCUGUGCCUUGUGGAGUAAAGUGAACGACCGCUCUUGCACACAGGCACACGCGGAAGAAACGAUCCAGCCCGAAGAUGCUGAUUCAACGUUCUUGGUUAAUCCGUUCCAACGGGUAUCGCCCUGCCAGCAACCGGUCAAAGAGGAAAUGGGUAUUCCACAUGCUACAUCGUCAAAGCAGCACUCAAGAGCCCUACUGGUUGUCAAAACUGUACAACAUCAAGGAACAUCAGAACAGAAAAAACCUAGUUGCACCUGCUUUCAUGCUUUGGGACAACUUGAUGAACUAUGCCGAGCUCCACAUGCGAAAGGUUUCAGACCUGAUCCACCCCAAGAAAGGAACGUUUGACCUCCAGGAGCGACAGCCCAGACUUGGAGUGCAGUUCCCCGAGAAACAGGAAGACGUGGAACAGGCAGCCAUUCCCAAGGAGGAAAAGACGUUGGAACAGUUUGCCAAGGAACAAGAGAGUGAAGUCAAGAAGAUAUUGACCGAGCUAGAAAUGACACAACCGGAACUUCCGAGGCAGGCCAGGAGUCAAAGUAUGCCUGAAAGGAAAAGGGCCGUACAGAUGACCCAGAGCGAAAUGGACCAAAUGGCGCGGCUACUCCUAAAGAGCGUCAUUGCUGCAACCAGCCCUUCUUCCCAGCUUUCUCGUCUCGAAGAUAUGAACCAGCACAUCCUCAACUAUCCGCGCAGCCAGUGCAUUUUGGCCAAGGAACGUGCUGUAUCCCACAUACUGCGACUUCGGGAAUACUCGCAAGAACCUGCAGUCACGAGCAUGGCGAGAGAAACGCUGUCGCUUCUAGGAUACUCUGAUCCUCCAAGAGGACGUGGCAUUCGCAUCCUUAGCAUCGAUGGCGGUGGCAUAAGGGGAAUCAUGGCCAUUGAAAUCUUGCGUCAGCUUGAGAUGGCUACUGGUAAAAGGAUCUUCGAGCUGUUCGACUACGUGGCCGGUGUCAGCACGGGUGCAAUCCUGACCCUGAUGCUGGGUGGCAUGCAUGUGCCACUAGACCGCUGUGAAAGCCUUUAUCGGAAGUUUGGCCUAGAAGUAUUUACUCAAAGCUCCUGGUGGGGCACAGGACGACUCGUCUGGAACCAUGCCUACUACGACACUACCACCUGGGUUGAGGCCAUUAAGAGUGUAUUCCUCGAUAUAUCUCUGCUUGAAACAUCACGCCAAGCCACAAGCCCCAAGAUGGGUGCCAUAUCUGUAGCUGCCAAUCAGCCGACCUUGCGCCCCUUUGUGUUCAGGAGCUAUAAUCUCCCUCCAUGGGUGGAAUCUCACUACUAUGGCAGUUGCAAGUACAAGUUGUGGCAAGCUGUUCGCGCUUCAGGGGCUGCACCUGGCUACUUUGAGGAAUACGAGGUUGAUGGCAUCGUUCAUCAGGAUGGCGGAUUGAUGACAAACAACCCAACCGCAGUGGCCAUUCACGAAGCCAAGUUGCUGUGGCCCAACGAGCCAAUCCAGUGUGUCAUGUCCAUCGGAGGAGGGCGUUUCAUUCCUCCGCCUGUGGAAGCCCAAACCUCAACGUCUCUCAAGGUGAAGAUCCUCAGGGUUAUCGACAGUGCAACAGACACUGAAGCUGUGCACACUACCAUUCAAGACCUGUUGCCCUCAGGAACGUACUUCCGUUUCAACCCAUAUUUGUCGGAAAGGAUCACCUUGGAUGAGACACGUGCUGAAAAACUGGAUCAGCUCAAGCAAGAUGCGCAAAUGUAUCUGCGACGCAACUCUGAAAAGUUCAGCGCAGCUGUUACGAGCCUCUUGCAAAAAAGAAACAUCGUACGACGUAUGGAAGACUGGCUGAGACUUCAGUGGGCCAUAAAAUGGUGAUCAAUUGCCAACAUAGAUGCCAAAUAAUAUAUACUGUUACUUAAUGACAUCCUCCCACGAAUGUGUUCUUCAGGUACAGAUUCAUUUCGGCAUUCGGAGUGGAGCUUAUUAAAUUCGUGUACAGAGUGUGAAUAGAGAGAUGACACAG